GACUUUAUCAGCUGCAGUUACUGAACUAUCAGGAGACGAAGUUGAAAUUCCUCUUCAGAUCUACAAUCAACUGCCCAGAGCAGGUCCCUCAAAAAGUCCAGAGGAAGCUUGCAGGAGAAUGAUGGAUUACUACAGAAAAUAUGCAGCUGUCAUUCUAGUUAUGUUGUCCGUGUUCCUGCAUAUUCUUCAUUCGCUUCCUGAUGGAGACUUUAUGAUUCAGGGUUGCCCAGAAUGUAAACUAAAGGAAAAUAAAUACUUCUCCAAGCUAGGUGCCCCCAUCUAUCAGUGCAUGGGCUGCUGCUUCUCCAGGGCAUACCCAACUCCAGCAAGGUCCAAGAAGACGAUGCUGGUUCCAAAGAACAUCACCUCGGAGGCCACAUGCUGUGUGGCCAAAGCAUUUACUAAGGCCACAGUAAUGGGAAAUGCCAGAGUGGAGAACCACACGGAGUGCCACUGCAGUACCUGCUACUAUCACAAGUCUUAGCUUUUGACAAGGGGCUGUGCUGGCGUCGCUGGUCUGUGGGAUGGCACUGUGUGAUGCCACCUCCUUCUUUACCAGACUUGUGAUGUACUUCAGUCAUUCACUGCAGC
Molecule: messenger RNA, 591 nt
Organism: Phodopus roborovskii (desert hamster)
Lineage: Eukaryota; Metazoa; Chordata; Mammalia; Rodentia; Cricetidae
Gene: Cga
Product: glycoprotein hormones, alpha polypeptide
Exons: 4
Coding region: 119-484 (121 amino acids)
Biological process (GO): positive regulation of steroid biosynthetic process; thyroid hormone generation
Cellular component (GO): extracellular region; follicle-stimulating hormone complex
Molecular function (GO): follicle-stimulating hormone activity
Source: RefSeq, a predicted model, not a curated record